ACGACCUACGAAGCUGUAGCUCUAAAGACCCCAGCUCCCUGACCCAACUCGAGGGCUUGCAGCGAAACCAAGCACACCGAAGAUGGAGGGCCUCUUCUUCAACGUGAACAAUGGCUACAUUGAGGGCGUUAUCCGUGGAUACAGGAAUGGCCUCCUCACGGGCAGCAACUACACCAAUAUGACCCAGUGUGAAAAUAUCGAUGAUCUCAAACUGCAACUCGGACCCGCAUACGGCGACUUCCUCGCCUCCCUUCCGCCGAAUCCACCCACCUCGAGCUUGGCCGGGAAGACAACAGACAAGCUUGUUUCCGAAUUCCGAUACGUGCGCGCAAAUGCGGUGGGAACCCUCGCCAAGUUUAUGGACUAUGUGACGUACGGCUAUAUGAUCGACAACGUUGCGUUAUUGAUCACCGGCACCCUUCAUGAGCGAGAUACCCGAGAACUGCUGGACCGAUGCCAUCCCUUGGGUUGGUUCGAGACUAUGCCGGUGCUCUGUGUGGCAACAAAUAUCGAGGAGCUAUAUAACAGCGUGCUGAUCGAGACCCCUCUCGCCCCCUACUUCAAGGGCAGCUUGAGCCAUCAAGACCUCGAUGAGCUGAACAUCGAGAUAGUCCGCAACACGCUCUACAAGAACUAUCUCGAAGACUUCUACAACUUCGUCAACACCCACCCCGAUAUGGCAGGUACCCCGACUUCCGAGGUCAUGUCCGAAAUCCUAGAGUUUGAGGCGGACAGGCGCGCAAUCAACAUCACUCUCAACUCGUUUGGCACGGAGUUGACCAAGGCGGAGCGCUUGAAAUUGUACCCAAGCCUUGGGAAGCUCUAUCCCGAAGGCACUCUAAUGCUCUCGCGGGCUGACGACUUCGAUGGCGUUCGGCUUGCAGUGGAUGGUGUUACAGACUAUAAGACCUUCUUCGACACUGCUGGUCUUGGAGGCGGCUCGUCCGGUCCUGGCAACAUGGGAGGCGGUACCGGGACUGACGGCAGGAGUCUGGAGGACAUGUUUUACCAGAAGGAAAUGGAGAUCUCAAAGUCUGCCUUUACAAGGCAGUUCACAUACGGUGUUGUCUAUGCCUGGAUCAAGUUGAGAGAGCAGGAAAUCCGCAACAUCACCUGGAUUGCCGAGUGUAUAGCUCAAAACCAGAAAGAGCGCAUCAACAACUACAUUAGCGUGUUCUGAGUUGGCUAGGGGGUCGGGGGGUGAUUGUGUCGUUGUAUAAUAAUUCAGACCAUCAAGUCGGAACAGGUAAUGGCGCAUUGAUGAGAUCCCCAGUUGAUCGAGGGCCACCUGAAUCUUGAUAUUGUUUUUGUUUAGCGUGUUGUACAUAGGGUGGUUACACGGUUUUAUAUACUCUACACUUUCUCCUGA
Phialemonium atrogriseum is the source of this 1369-nucleotide messenger RNA. RefSeq names its product vacuolar ATP synthase. Gene Ontology annotation, molecular function: proton-transporting ATPase activity, rotational mechanism. The record is from RefSeq and is a predicted model, not a curated record. Gene Ontology annotation, biological process: vacuolar acidification; proton transmembrane transport; vacuolar transport. Gene Ontology annotation, cellular component: fungal-type vacuole membrane; vacuolar proton-transporting V-type ATPase complex; proton-transporting V-type ATPase, V0 domain. Bases 83 to 1180 code for a protein of 365 amino acids. The transcript has 4 exons. Lineage: Eukaryota; Fungi; Ascomycota; Sordariomycetes; Cephalothecales; Cephalothecaceae.